Messenger RNA from Alexandromys fortis (reed vole), 1271 nucleotides. It is a transcript of the gene Pih1d1, whose product is annotated as PIH1 domain containing 1. The record is from RefSeq and is a predicted model, not a curated record. Lineage: Eukaryota; Metazoa; Chordata; Mammalia; Rodentia; Cricetidae. The transcript is spliced from 11 exons. The coding region runs from base 350 to 1192 and encodes 280 amino acids. Gene Ontology annotation, cellular component: cytoplasm; ribonucleoprotein complex; R2TP complex. Gene Ontology annotation, biological process: rRNA processing; box C/D snoRNP assembly.
AUGCGUGGCUCUCCGGCACCGGUCCGUACUCCAGUGUCGUGAAAAUCUCGCGGGCGCAGGGUCGGACACGCGUGGCCGCCAUCGCUCGCCGAACGCCUUCCGCGGAGGACUGCCUGAGGAAGAACCUUGGGAACGUGGAGGUGUUUCUCUGCAUGUAUGUCUGUGCACCACGUGGGUACAGUGCCUGUGGAGGCCAGAAGAGAGCCGUGGAGCCACUGGGGCCGGAGUUACAGGCAGUUGUGAACCACCAAGUGGGUGUUAGGAGCUGAACCUGUCCUUUCUGAAAGCAACGUGUUCUUAACCACUGAGUCAUCUCUCCAGCACUAAUAUUUUAUUCUUUUUAAAGGCCAUGGCGGAGUCGAAGCUUCCGGCACCAGACCUAAGCGAUGCAGAGUCGAUGGGUGAUGAGACCCUGCGGUUUCAGGAGCUGCUACUGCAGGCUUCCAAAGAGCUCCGGCAAGCCCAGACGGAAAGGUCAGAAUCUACACAGAUCCGGCCCCAGCCUGGUUUCUGCAUAAAGACCAACUCAUCGGAAGGGAAGGUUUUCAUCAACAUCUGCCACUCUCCCUCCAUCCCUCCCCCGGUGGACGUGACUGAGGACCAACUGCUUCAGAUGCUGGAGGAGGACCAAGCUGGCUUCCGAAUCCCCAUGAGCCUGGGAGAGCCACAUGCUGAGCUGGAUGCAAAAGGCCAGGGCUGUACUGCCUACGAUGUUGCCGUCAACAGCAACUUCUACCUGAGGAUGCAGAACAGCGAUUUCUUGCGGGAGCUGGUGGUCACCAUUGCCAGGGAGGGGCUUGAGGACAAGUAUGGUUUACAGCUAAAUCCAGAAUGGCGCAUGCUGAAGUAUCGGCCUUUCCUGGGCUCCAUCUCGCAGCAGAACAUUCGCUCCCAGCAACGCCCUCAGAUCCAGGAGCUGGGGACCCUUGAGGGCCCAGAACGGCCUCACCUGAACCUUUGGUUGGAAGCCCCUGAUCUCCUCUUGGCUGAAGUUGACCUCCCAAAGUUGGACGGAGCUCAAGGGCUGACCUUGGAGAUUGGAGAGAGUCACCUGGUGAUGGGAGGCUCCCAGCAACUGUACCGCCUCAAUGCCUCCAUUCCCCUGCGGAUCAACCCUGAGGCAAGCAGGGCUGCUUUCCACCACCGGAGAAAGCAGCUGAUGGUGUUCUUGCCCCUCCUGUCAGUGUCUUGACCAGAAUCUCCUUGUAUCUUCAGAGGUGGCGAACAUGUUGGUGUCUUCUCUAAAUGUGAAGUAAACAGUCUUUCCAGUU